Molecule: messenger RNA, 678 nt
Organism: Schistocerca nitens (vagrant locust)
Lineage: Eukaryota; Metazoa; Arthropoda; Insecta; Orthoptera; Acrididae
Product: solute carrier family 22 member 21-like
Exons: 4
Coding region: 1-678 (225 amino acids)
Source: RefSeq, a predicted model, not a curated record
AUGGGAGGGAGAUGGGUGGUUGGUCCAUCGUGUUGUGCUCCGAAGAUGGUGGCAAAGUGUGGAGUUGUCCAAGCUUCCGGGAGCCCAGGUGUGGACAGAGAUUCAGGAUACAGAAGCGUCCCAUAUGUUGACAGGUCCCUGUGCUGGAUGACGAUGUUGGCACUGGUACUGAGCGUGGGCAUCAUCAGCGUGAACCCGCUGGUGGCGGUGUCUGCUCAGGCCGUGGCGCAGGCGGCGUCUGUGCUGCUGCAGCACUACUGCGGGACCCAGUUCGGGCGCCGGUGGUCCAGCGUCGCCUGUCUGGCGCUGGUCGGCCUCCUGGGUGCACUCUGUGUGGUACUGCUCACAGUUGGUGUUCCGAGUGUCGCCAUGGCAGUGGUAGUGAUGGCCAUGCAGUUCUGGUCGUCGGCUGGUGGAAGUGUCAUCAACCUUCAGAGCAUCGAGGUGCACCCCACGUGUCUGCGACAGAUCACCGCCAGCGUAGAGUGCACGGUUGCUGGUGUUUGCUUGUCUCUUGUUCCGUACAUCGUCUUUCAGGGAGGCUCGGUGGACCGUAGGCUGCCGUUCGCCAUCUUGUCAGCGAUUCACCUGCUGGUAGCGCUGUCGGUGUCGUUCCUGCCGGAAACUGCGCUGCAGAGGCUGCCGGAGUCUCUGCAGGACGCCGCCGAGUUUGGCUGA